UGUAUGUGGGAAGGAAGGCCAGCAUCGCAGCGUUGGCUGUACUAAUCUAUGAGAAAUUCAUCAUCCUGGAGGAAGAGAUCGACCUCGUGUGGUGCAAGCGAAGGAGCUGGGUUACGGUACUCUACUUCGUGCCCCUGUCUGGCUUGCAUCCGAACUGGCGAUGGUGGACCUGCCAAAAGGGACCCCAGCAAUAACGAUCUGUACUGUAUCAUUGUUAGGUAGCAACAUAGUAACGCUAGUCAUGACACUCUCCGUCCAAGCGGCCAUGCACCUCCGGGUAUGGGCGGUAUAUGAACGAAGCCGCAAGAUGCUAUGGUUCCUUGUCAUCCUCUUCUGUGCCGAAUGCAUAGUCAUGGUCACCCUCCUGGCAAUCAUGAUUGCCCGUUUGAGCACGCUGCCGAUAAUCUCUACUCCGGUCGGAUGUGCAUUUGAGACACUUCCCCGUUUUUCGUCGCUCUUCUGGGUCCCGGCCAUCGUCAUUGAGCCCAUUCUAUGUGUGCUAGUGCUUAAGAAAGCAGUAGGUCUGCUCCAUGCGCGGACAGGGCUUUCGGCACUAUUAGCACGGGACAGCUUGAUAUAUUUCUUUGCAAUUUCUGCUGGUCUUUUAUCCCUAUUGGUAGCGUGGCUCAUUGACCCUUUAAACCUCGAGUAUUUUUUCCCUUGGGCCAUCGCAUUUCCAUCGCUGUUUGGCGGCCGCCUCCUGCUCAACAUACGCCGCCAUUUCGAAUCUGUACAGACGUGGGGAGAGAUAGAGAUGACAGUAUAUUCGGCCACACAAGCCCAAACGGGAAACGUUGUACCGGAUGGCCCGAGUGUGCCUGCUGUAUCCCACUCUGUCAGCCAGGUCUGACGCUGCGUUUGUCAUAGGACCUUAGGCAUUCAUGCAUGGUAGAAAUGAGAUAUAUGGGUCUUCGGGUAUUGGUAGUUUGCAGUCACAAUCACUUUUGCAUUGUCACAUAGGGAAGCUUGUACGGAACGAUUAUCAGGGAUCCGGAAAACCAGGG
Molecule: messenger RNA, 1004 nt
Organism: Pisolithus orientalis
Lineage: Eukaryota; Fungi; Basidiomycota; Agaricomycetes; Boletales; Pisolithaceae
Exons: 15
Coding region: 161-850 (229 amino acids)
Source: RefSeq, a predicted model, not a curated record